AUGCAGGAUUUUCUCAGGAGGAACCACAGCUCUAUUACUGAGUUCAUUCUUUUAGGAUUCUCUAGUGAUACACAAACAAAUGUUAUUCUCCUUAUUCUUUUCCUCUUCCUCUACCUCAUUACACUUUUAGGCAAUGGACUUAUUAUCACCCUAAUAUUUAUGGACUCCCGCCUCCACACACCGAUGUAUUUUUUCCUCUGUGUCCUUUCCAUUCUGGAUACAGUAUAUGUCACCACCAUAGUGCCUCAGAUGCUAGUGCAUAUGGUUUCCCAGAAGAAGACCAUCUCUUACCUUGGGUGUGCAGUCCAGAUGUACAUCUCCCUAAUGCUGGGCAUCUCAGAGUUUUGGCUUUUUGCUAUCAUGGCUUAUGACAGGUAUGUGGCCAUUUGCCACCCUCUCAGAUAUAAGGUCAUUAUGAGCCCUCUUCUGUGUGGGUCAAUGGUGGCCUUUUGUGGAUUCUGGGGCAUCAGCUGUGCCCUUAUAUACACAGUGUCUACUAUGAUUCUUCCCUAUUGUGGACCUAAUGAAAUAAAUCACUUCAUUUGUGAAGUUCCUGCUGUCUUGAAGUUAGCCUGUACAGAUAUAUCUCUCAAUGACCGACUGGGCUUCAUCUUGGGAUUCUUCCUUCUGAUAGUCCCACUAUCCCUCAUCAUUCUUGUCUAUUUCAAUAUCUUUUCUGCCAUCUUGAAGAUCCGCUCAACCCAGGGGAAGCUCAAGGCCUUCUCCACUUGUGCCUCCCACAUCACUGUGGUCACUAUGUUCUCCAUACCAUGCAUGGUUAUGUACAUGAGGCCUGGCUCUGAGGCCUCUCCAGAAGAUGACAAGAUGCUAGCUCUUUUCUAUACUGUAGUUCCUCCUUUUCUCAACCCUAUCAACUACAGCCUCCGGAACAAAGACAUAAAGAAGGCUUUCCUCAAAGUGACUGGGUGGGGACAAGUACCAGAAUGA
Molecule: messenger RNA, 948 nt
Organism: Elephantulus edwardii (Cape elephant shrew)
Lineage: Eukaryota; Metazoa; Chordata; Mammalia; Macroscelidea; Macroscelididae
Product: olfactory receptor 2D3-like
Exons: 1
Coding region: 1-948 (315 amino acids)
Biological process (GO): G protein-coupled receptor signaling pathway
Cellular component (GO): membrane
Molecular function (GO): G protein-coupled receptor activity; olfactory receptor activity
Source: RefSeq, a predicted model, not a curated record